This is a messenger RNA of Peronospora matthiolae, 2682 nucleotides long. NCBI's taxonomy places the organism in Eukaryota, Oomycota, Peronosporomycetes, Peronosporales, Peronosporaceae. The record is from the annotation of a GenBank genome assembly.
AUGUCGAUGGCAACUUUCAGUGGAAAACGGUACUUCGUGACAUUCAUUGAUGACAAGUCAAGAUACUGUGUCGUCUAUCUGCUCAAGAGCAAAUCUGAAGUUGCGGCGAAGUUCAUGGAAUACGCUGCGAUGGCCGAAACGCAAACCGGAAAGCGCGUGAAGUACCUUCAAAGCGACAAUGGGGGUGAAUACAAGUCCGACAAGCUGGCACGAUUCUGCGCGGAACGGGGAAUACAACAAAGGUUCACACCCCCAUAUACUCCUCAGCUAAACGGAGUAGCUGAGAGAAUGAAUCUCACGCUGGUCGAGUGUGCGCGUUGCAUGAUGGAACACGCUGGACUGGGAAAGAGCUACUGGGGUGAAGCAGUGAUGACGGCGAUGUUUCUUCGAAACCGCUGUCCAACACGUGCCAUUCACCAAGACAAGUCUCCAUAUCAAGUGUGGACGAUGAAGAAACCGAUUCUGGCCAACCUUAAAGUGUUUGGAUGCCACGCGUAUGUUCAAGUGCCUCAAGACAAACGCGCGAAGUUCGACUCCAAGUCAUCACUCUGUCGUUUCCUGGGAUACGCCGAACACCAGAAGUCAUAUCGAUUUGAGGAAGUGUCAACAGGAGCGAUCAAGAUCAGUCGCGAUGCCACAUUCAUGGAAGACAAGUUUGAUGAAGGUCCGCGCAACUACAACGAUGAGUCAAGUGUCGUUGAGUUUGAUGAUCAUGAUGAGGACGAAGAAAAAGAAGAAGGUAAAACUGACGACGACAUGGACUCGAGCGACGAUGACAACGAAGACACCAGGUCUUCGAAGAGCAACAUCAAGAGACACACGCGCACUCAAUCACUUGAGAAAGCUACCGUCAUUCCAAGUCCCAAGCGAAGAACAUACAGAGGUCCGUCGCUUGAGCAUGUGUCAGCGGCUGCAAUGGAUUUUGAAGCAGCCUACAUCGUUGAUUCAGUGGGGGAAACGCCGACUACAUUCAAGUCGGCGAUGGAAUCAAGCGACUCCGGCAAGUGGAAAGAAGCGUGUGACUCGGAGUUCGAUUCGCUUCAGAGAAACGACACGUGGGAAAUCGUGCCUCUUCCGAAAGGUCGCAAGGCCAUCGGGUGCCGAUGGGUUUUUCGUGUAAAAGAGAAUCAAGAUGGCGAAGUUGAACGUUUCAAGGCAAGACUUGUGGCCAAAGGAUUCUCACAGAAAUUCGGAGUUGACUAUGAAGAAACUUUCGCACCGGUGGCCAAGUUCACAUCGAUUCGUGUGGUGCUCAGUAUGGCGGCUAAGUACGGCCUAAUGCUAUAUCAGAUGGACGUCAAGACAGCGUUUCUUAACGGCUCCCUCAACGAAGACAUCUACAUGGACCAGCCGGACGGAUACCUGGAUGCAACACAGCCGGACUAUGUGUGCAAGCUAAAGAGAUCACUCUACGGCUUGAAGCAAUCGCCUCGCAUGUGGAACCAAACAAUCGAUGGGUUCAUGAUCAAGAUGGGAUUCAAGAAGUGCGAAUCGGACCACUGCAUCUACAUCAAGCGAGACGACCAAGACAUGAUUCUCGUGGUGCUCUACGUCGAUGAUCUCAUCCUGGCCAGCAGCAACAACGAACUCCUCAAGUCAACCAAGAUGGCGCUGAGCAAACGCUUCGAAAUGACGGAUCUCGGUGAGCUCGAUUACUUUCUCGGCAUGGAGAUCAAGAACGACCGUAAGACGGGAAUGGUGACUGUACAACAAACCAAGUUUCUCAAGUCCGUGUUAACCAAGUUCGGAAUGGAUAACAGCAAGCCAGUGAAGACGCCUCAAGAUCCCGGCCUGAAGCUAACCAAGAACAUGUGUGAACAAGAAUGCAAGCACGAAGACACCAUGUGCAACGUGCCAUAUCGAAGUGCUGUCGGAGGCAUCAUGUAUCUCAUGGUCGCCACACGUCCGGAUCUAGCUGCUGCAGUGGGAUCAUUAUCCCAGUUCUCGUCCGACCCAUGCCCGACUCACUGGCAAGCUUUGAAGCGUGUGCUGAGAUACCUGCAAGCAACGCCCAAUCAUGGUCUUGAGUUUACACGUGAAGAAGGAAGCCGUAUCUGCGGGUACACCGACGCAGACUGGGCCGGCGACAUUGAGUCAAGACGAAGUACAAGCGGCUAUGUGUUCAUGAUGAGCGGAGGAUGCAUCAGCUGGAAAAGCCAGAAACAACGGACGGUCGCGCUAUCUUCAACAGAAGCAGAAUACAUGGCGCUUUCCGAAGCAACCAAAGAAGCAGUAUGGCUCAAAGUGCUUUUGGGGGAACUUGGUGAGAUGACAAGCGACGAAGCGAUCAAGAUGUAUGAAGACAACCAAGGAUCAAUCGCUCUCGCCAAGAACCCGGAGUUCCAUAAGAGAACAAAACACAUCGACAUACGCUACCAUUUUGUGCGUGAGAAGGUGGAAUCAGGUGAAGUCGUUUUGGAGUAUUGCCCGACUCAAGAUAUGCUGGCAGACAUGAUGACCAAGCCGAUCGCCGCUGUACAAUUUGAAAACAUUCGCGAUCGACUUGGGAUCCAAGGUGCCGCAGCUAACGAGUCGAGAGGGAGUGUUGAAAAGACAGCGGCUGUGAAGAAUGUUGAAAAGACAGCGGCUGUGAAGAAGACACCUCGUCAAGCUGCGUCAAGUGUUGAAGCAAGUGGAAGACCAAGCUUCGCUAUACCGGUGGGUACCGGUAUGUACCAGUAA